CGUCGCCCGCCCGACCUGUCACUCACUCAUUUGGUCACCUUGCCGUCUGCGCCGCGUCAGGUGGCGGCGCCGCCGCCUCCCGCCCGGGUCCUGCUCCUGGAACCGUUCUACGGGGGCUCCCACAAGCAGCUGCUGGACCUGCUCGCCGCCCACCUGGACUCCUGCGUGGCCUUCACCGCGCCCGCCAAGAAGUGGCACUGGAGGGCCAGAACCUCGGCGCUCGACUUCAGCCAGCGCGUCACGCCCAACCCGGCCUACAGGGUUCUGUUCUGCAGUUCGGUUCUCAACCUGUGCGAGCUGGCGGCCCUUCGACCGGACCUGGCCCGGCUGAAAAAGGUGGUGUACUUCCACGAGAACCAGUUGGCGUACCCGGUGCGCAAGGAGCAGGAUCGGGACUUCCAGUACGGCUACAACCAGAUUCUGUCGUGUCUGGUGGCCGACGCGGUGGUCUUCAACUCGGCCUUCAACAUGGACUCCUUCCUGUCGUCGGUGCCGUCCUUCCUGAACAAGAUCCCGGACCGGCGCCCCCCCGACGACCCGGUGCGCGUCAUCCGGCCAAAGUGUCGGGUCCUUUAUUUCCCGCUCUGCUUGGCUGACGUCGGCAGGCCGCUUCCCGAAGACGUGACGGCCGCGGGCACCGCCGCCGCCGCGCAACGGGAUGCAAAGCCGCUGCACAUCGUUUGGCCUCACCGCUGGGAGCACGACAAGGAUCCCGAGUUGUUCUUCAGCACCGUGUUGAAGUUGAAAGAAGAAGGACUGGACUUCCUGGUGUCUGUGCUCGGGGAAACGUUCACCGACGUGCCGGAUGUGUUUGCGCGCUGCCGCCCUCUGCUGGACUCGCACGUGCUGCACUGGGGCUUCCUGGAGUCGCGAGAGCGCUACCUGAGCGUCCUGCGCCAGGCCGACGUGGUCCUGUCCACGGCGCGGCACGAGUUCUUCGGAGUCGCCGUGUUGGAGGCGGUGCACUGCGGCUGUUACCCUCUGUGUCCCAAGGCUUUAGUGUACCCUGAAAUUUUCCCAGCGGAGUACCUGUACGCCACUCCCCAGCAGCUCCUCAAGAGGUUGCGCAGCUUCUGUGGCCAACCCAGCCGCGUACGCGCACACACGGUCAAGGUGGACACGUCCCGUUUCUCCUGGGACGUCCUCAAGGGGGCUUAUCAAAGUCUGCUGAGCCCAUGAACUUCCUGCGGGCUCGACGCUUUUUUUUUUUUUUUUCUAGGUGACGCAAGGUGACGACGACCAAGUUUUGCUUUCGCGGGAUUUGCAACUCUCAUCCAAAAAUUCCACUUGGCGCCUCAAAGGAGAUUAAGGCGGAAUUAUGACCUCAUCGCCCAAUAAUCCCGACAGCACGACAAGAGGCAAACACGCACGGACGUAACGUCACGGACGCCCUGGUCAAAGUUGGUCUGGGCGGGGUCCCGCACGGCGGACGCUUCGUGAGGAACAUCGCAGAGUCAACACUGAGCCUCGGCCCCCUCCCUUGCCUUUGUUUUACACAUCAACUUUUUUGCUAAAGCGUGUCGUUAGUUCCCAUCUCACCUUUUGGGGCACGCGUGGACAAUUGCUACGACUGAAUAGAUGCUUGAAAAAGGAUCUGGGGUUUUAUGACCAAGUAAAAUUCAGUCUCAUUUUC
Molecule: messenger RNA, 1633 nt
Organism: Hippocampus zosterae (dwarf seahorse)
Lineage: Eukaryota; Metazoa; Chordata; Actinopteri; Syngnathiformes; Syngnathidae
Gene: qtman
Product: glycosyltransferase-like domain containing 1
Exons: 9
Molecular function (GO): glycosyltransferase activity
Source: RefSeq, a predicted model, not a curated record